AUGCCUUACCCCUACCAUGACGAGCAGCACGCCUUCAGUCACCACCCAGCACAUCAAGUGCCGCCUCCAUAUGGACACCUGACGCACCAGGCGCCUGUCGCCUAUGAGCGCAACCCUGCUCUUCGUCCUACAACGAGUCGCAUCGACUUCGACCAAGUCCCGCUCGCUCUCAUCUUCGACGGCGCGCACUACACCCACGCGCGCAGCGACAGCGCUCGUGGAAGCUUCAGCCAAGCAUCCCAUCCUCCGAUGCUGGAGACUUCAGAGGAUGGCGGGGUUCCACCAGCUCAACUCCAGACACCUAUGUCGCCUCACACGCACGAGGAGUGGAUGGCGCUUCCGGGGCUGCAAUCGAAGAACUCUGCGCAGUCCAGGCGCAUGAGAGGGCCCACUCCUUCCAGGACGGCUAUUGAGCUGCAAAGGGCCGGUGGGGUGCGCAAGAAGAAUGCGAGAAUCGACAUUCCCAAUGAGCGCAACAUCGAUGCUAUUGAGAGGUUACUGGAAACCGAGAAUGAUGAAGACACCAUCAAGGAACUCAAGCAACAGAAGCGACUACUUCGCAAUCGCGAAGCAGCGCUCGCCUCGCGCCAGCGAAAGAAGAAACACACCGAAGAGCUCGAAGUGCAGCAAAAGAACCAUAACCAGACGAUCGAGUCUCUGCAGACACACGCUUACAAUGUGGAGGCUCGGUACGAGCAGAUGCGGCGCAGCAACCACCACCUCACCCAACAACUAAGCGAAGCACAAAGAAUGAUCGAUGCGCUGGAAGAGGAGAAGAGAGAGAUGGCAAUGAGGCACACAGAGGAGACAUCGAAUCUGCGCAAGCGACUGAACGCCUUCACCGAGCAUGCGCGCGCCGAGUACGCCGCGCCUGCAAUGUCGGCUGUGGCUAGCAGUACGGGCUUCACCGACUUCAACACGGAAAUGGGAGCCUUGAAUAUGGAAGCGUCUCACUGGGACAACCUGCUUCUUGGCGCAGACCUGCACAACGAGUCGCUGGAUACGAUCGACUUCGACGCGGGGAUGGGAGGGGUCGCACAACCGUUGCCGCUCACGACGACAGCACCCUCCCAACCCGGAGCAGCCACUUCCUCGUCCGAAACAAACGUCACCUCAGGCCUGCUGUUCUUCCUCCUCCUCUGCGGCGCCUUCGUCGCCUCCCGGCCCCCAAACUCGCACAUCCCAGACCUCCCUCGCGUGCCCGCGGACAUUCGCGCCGCCGCACCCCAAGUGCUCAAUAACUUGCUUUCCGAGAGCCAUCCGUCGCUAACACAGCAACCCCACGCGUUGGAAGGCCUCGAGCCCCGUCCCUCCAAUGCACUACUCAACAACCCGCGCCCUAGCCGCCUAGACGACCUCCACCAACACCUCACAAACCCCACGCGACACCAACAACUCGACGCCACCUUCGCCCUCACACCCUCGCAGUACGCCUCGAUAACAAACAUCAACGACGGCCCCUCCCUCUUCCCCCACAACGCCGACAUCGUCGAGUCCCCAACAACCGCCCCUGCCACGCAGCACAGACGUCGCCCCCUAGCCGAAACGCUCGCGGGGAGUGCUCUGCCAAACGAGCAAGCGCAGCUUCCUGCUAGCGGUACGAGCAAAGCGGAAGUCUACACUCGCAGUCUGCUGUGGGACCGCAUCCCGGCGGAUGUGGUGAAGCAGUUCCGCGAACUGGUGAGGGCUACACAUGCGCUUGAGGCGAGGGAGGAGGUGUUGUUGCGGGGACAUGAAGGACGGCGGAGUGAUGAUGGACUUCAUGAUGAUGAAUGA
Neohortaea acidophila is the source of this 1776-nucleotide messenger RNA. RefSeq lists its product as uncharacterized. NCBI's taxonomy places the organism in Eukaryota, Fungi, Ascomycota, Dothideomycetes, Mycosphaerellales, Teratosphaeriaceae. Gene Ontology annotation, biological process: regulation of DNA-templated transcription. Bases 1 to 1776 code for a protein of 591 amino acids. The record is from RefSeq and is a predicted model, not a curated record. The transcript is spliced from 2 exons. Gene Ontology annotation, molecular function: DNA-binding transcription factor activity.